UCCACAAACUCCAUGAUGUUGACUUCCCGUUCCAUGAUGUUUGCGCUGCUCAGCUUCCUCGCUGGCGCCAAUGCAUGUGUAUCCUGCCCGAGCACAUUGACGGUCAACGGUGUUGUCGUGAAGCAAUAUAAUGUGAUCCCAAUCGCGGCCGUCCAGAUCACAUAUUGCGAAUACAUGACGAGCGACGGCACACAAAUAACCUGUGAUUAUCACACCGAGACCGGCAAGCUUUACUAUGGGUCUCGGGCGAAGAACAAGAUUGUAACUCCGUAUAAUUCUUGUCCGCGUACAGCAACUUUAAAGGAUGGGCAUAUCUGCUGACCGUGAUGUAAAGAGAUGGGGGAGACGAGACACCCAACAGGAGGAGAAAUGUUCGUCUGCAGACAGCCGGGUGUACACCAGUACUUAGACACCAGUACUUAGACACCAUCUGUUGCGAGAAUGGCCAGAUAGUUUUGUCUUGCCUCGGCC
This is a messenger RNA of Suillus paluster, 471 nucleotides long. RefSeq lists its product as uncharacterized. NCBI's taxonomy places the organism in Eukaryota, Fungi, Basidiomycota, Agaricomycetes, Boletales, Suillaceae. The coding region runs from base 13 to 321 and encodes 102 amino acids. The transcript is spliced from 3 exons. The record is from RefSeq and is a predicted model, not a curated record.